AUGGCGAAGAUGCUCCCAGCACAGGAGGCAGCAAAAAUCUACCACACUAACUAUGUGAGGAAUGCCCGGGCCAUGGGGAUCCUGUGGGCACUCUUCACCCUUUGCUUUGCUGUGAUCAUGAUGGUGACUUUCAUCCAGCCAUAUUGGAUUGGAGACAGCAUCGACACACCACAGGCUGGCUACUUUGGCCUCUAUUCCUAUUGCAUUGGCAAUGCCCUUACAGGAGAGCUCAUCUGCAAAGGUAGCCCUCUGGACUUUGGCACCAUCCCCUCGAGUGCCUUCAAAUCAGCCAUGUUCUUUGUGGGUAUCUCCACAUUCCUUAUAAUUGGCUGCAUCCUCUGUUUCAGCAUGUUUUUCUUCUGUAAUGCAGCCACGGUCUACAAGGUGUGUGCUUGGAUGCAGCUGGCAGCAGCUACAGGUCUGGCAAUAGGUUGUCUGCUUUAUCCAGAUGGCUGGGACUCCCCAGAGGUGAAACGCAUGUGUGGUGAGAAGACUGACAAAUACACACUAGGUGUGUGCACAGUACGUUGGGCAUACAUCCUUUGCAUCAUUGGGAUCCUCGAUGCCCUCAUCCUCUCUUUCUUGGCAUUUGUGUUAGGCAACCGGCAAGACAAUCUCCUUCCAUCUGAUUUCCAAAUAGAUAACAAAGAAGGACUUGAAUGA
Gekko japonicus is the source of this 663-nucleotide messenger RNA. RefSeq names its product lipoma HMGIC fusion partner-like 5 (gene LHFPL5). The coding region runs from base 1 to 663 and encodes 220 amino acids. NCBI's taxonomy places the organism in Eukaryota, Metazoa, Chordata, Lepidosauria, Squamata, Gekkonidae. Gene Ontology annotation, biological process: detection of mechanical stimulus involved in sensory perception; sensory perception of sound. The record is from RefSeq and is a predicted model, not a curated record. The transcript has 3 exons. Gene Ontology annotation, cellular component: plasma membrane.